GCCUCCGGAGCUGCCCUCACUCCAGCUCCAGUAAGUGCUGCUUCUUCCUCUUGGGGUUUUUUCCACUGCCCUCUCAAGUAACCAGGCCACUCCUGUCCCUGGGGAAACUUGCUGCCAGAACUCCCAGCUCUCUGCUCUCCUGGACAAAAAAGCACCCUCUUCCUGGGACUUCAUCUCACCAUUGAAGACACGGCCAAAGGUCUGUGCUGAGCAGAAACCCCGAGGCCUCUGCUUCUAGCCCACUCAGGGUGGCUCCCUGAUUCUUGGCAUUCACUGCUCCAGCACGGAUCAAAUGUUCACCAGCUGCUCUUGAACGCCUGUCUGCCGGGCUUCUGAGGCACCAGGCCUGUCUGCUGGCUGCCCUGGGCCCCAUGGAGACCUGGCGGAAAGGCUCUUUCCGCAAUGCCUCCUUCUUCAAGCGGCUGAGCCUGGGGCGGCCACGGCGACUCCGGCGACAGGGCAGUGUGCUUAGCCAGGCCAGCACGGCUGGUGGUGACCACGAGGAGUACAGCAACCGAGAGGUCAUACGGGAGCUGCGAGGGAGGCCAGAUGGCCGGCGCCUGCCACUGUGGGGGGACGAGCAGCCCCGGGCCACCCUGCUGGCCCCACCUAAGCCCCCACGCCUCUACCGAGAGAGCUCCAGCUGCCCCAACAUCCUGGAGCCCCCACCCGCCUACUCUGCUGCCUACUCAGCCACCCUGCCAUCAGCACUCUCUCUGGGGGACGCCCUACACCAGUACUCAGAGGACGACCUUUUGGACACUCCCCACUUCCAGAGGACACCUGCUCCGGACCUCAGUGAUCCCUUCUUCUCCUUCAAAGUGGACCUGGGGAUUUCACUUCUUGAGGAAGUCCUGCAGAUGCUGAGGGAACAAUUUCCCAGCGAGCCCAGCUUCUGAAUGGGGUGAGGGUAGGCAGAGCUGGGGUGACUAGAAGAGCCAGAGCCUGGGGACCCAGGGAAGCAUGGGACAAUCAUGGAUUAAGGAAUGGGCAGCAAUAGGAAUCCAGGGCUCUGGCUGCCCUCUGGGUCCUGAACUGUUCUCCAAGUCACCCCAGAGUGGAGGGACAGAGGCAAGCUGGAAAUGUUGGGGGGGUACCUCAUGGCAGGAGCCCUGAAGGAAGCUGGCUGGGCCUGGAAAGGGAGGCCACGCCCUGCAACCACAGGAGCCAGGCAGAGGCGAGCAGAGCCAGAGAGCAGCAUGGGGGUGAGUAAGGGAGUG
Messenger RNA from Propithecus coquereli (Coquerel's sifaka), 1220 nucleotides. RefSeq names its product chromosome unknown open reading frame, human C15orf62. The coding region runs from base 372 to 899 and encodes 175 amino acids. The transcript has a single exon. The record is from RefSeq and is a predicted model, not a curated record. Lineage: Eukaryota; Metazoa; Chordata; Mammalia; Primates; Indriidae.